Molecule: messenger RNA, 815 nt
Organism: Nerophis lumbriciformis (worm pipefish)
Lineage: Eukaryota; Metazoa; Chordata; Actinopteri; Syngnathiformes; Syngnathidae
Gene: dynlt2b
Product: dynein light chain Tctex-type 2B
Biological process (GO): microtubule-based movement
Cellular component (GO): cytoplasmic dynein complex; cytoplasm
Molecular function (GO): dynein intermediate chain binding
Source: RefSeq, a predicted model, not a curated record
AGACGGCUGUACUUCCGGUCUGGACCUCUAACUUUACUGGCCACUUUUUAGGUCUUUUCUUUGAAACUACUCGCAUUUGUGGAUUGUGUUAUCGACGUGCCAUGGAGGGGUCGGAUACAUACCUCAUACGACCCAAUUACCAACACAAAUUCAAGCCUGCUGUCGUGAAGGAAUGCAUACAUGAAAUAGUGAAGGGGCGCCUCGCCGAAGCGCUGUACGACCAAGAUGAAGUCUCCGAGCUGACACUCACGCUUGCAGACUGCGUUAAGGACAAAGUCAAGAAGUUGGGGUUUGAGAGGUACAAGUUUGUUGUGCAAGUGACCAUUGGAGAACAGCGUGGGCAAGGAGUCAAGAUGUCUUCAAGGUGUUUAUGGGAUGCUGAUACUGACAAUUAUGCAGAAUAUGUUUUCAUGAAUGACUCUUUGUUCUGUGCUGUGGCAGUCUUUGGGAGCUAUUUCUACUAAGGAGGCAGAGGGCAGCUGCUGAGGUGAACACAUACCUAGAUAAGAAACUUACAUCACCUGCAUCCAUUGCCUUUCUUGGUUGUGUGUAGUCGUUUAUAAUGCAACUUAUUAUGGAAGGCUCAGCAUUAUGCAGUAGAAUCCUGCUCAUUUUUUUAUAAGCCAACGACACAUUCUAAAGACAAAAUAAACACUUCCUAGAUUGGAUCAUCACACCAUAAAAUCUGAGAAAAAAGGCAUCUUGCCCGAAUCCCCAAAAACUGUGACCUAAAAACCAAAAUGGCAGACAAAAUAAUUUAUUGUAUAUGGUCGUUGAUUAUAUCUGUGCGUCCUGUCAUAUUAAACAUGUGUACA